AAAGUCUCUCAAAUGCUGGAACGAACGGAUGAAAUUUGAUUCGAACGAUCAGGUUCGAGGACCGCGGUCAUUCCUGGGGGAAAUCCCGGCUCCUCGCGACUCGCCUCCGGCUUUCAUACCUUGAGUGAAAACAAAGACACACCGCGAAUAACCGACGAUGAUGUACUCGCCGGACAAGAUGAUGGGCAGCAAGGGACUCCACGGGGCGCCCAUCACCGCCCCAGGAUGCUUUCCUUCGGGGCGAUACUCGCCAUCCCCCUACCGAACUGCCCCGGAACCCAUGCCACCCCCGCCCAGACGAUGCAUGCCGAAUCCAACCAGUCGAAUACUGGAGGACGCGUCGAUAAUGUGCAAUUCCUGGUCACCGCGACACAACGGUGACAUCUUCGGUGGAUUGAACGGAGGUCUUCAGGAUGGGCUUCUCUCGCGAGCGGAAGCCCUCGCCGCUGACCUCGGAAAGCACAACGCGGGUACCCCGAUGCCCUUGAAGCACGACCCCGUGGCGGUCUACCAUCACGGUGCCCACAUGCCAACCCCGCACCCUAACAACCGGCCACAUCACCAGGUACAAUCACAUCUCUUUAUGAGCCACCCGGGCAUGGAGAGCCUGGACAUGCUGGACCCGGCGAACUCGAUGACGACGCUGACCCCGAUGUCGGACAGCUCGGGGGGCGGGUCGGGUCACCACGGGGGAAUCCACGGGCCUUCGGUCUACGGUGGGAUGAACGGUAUGAUGGGACACCACCACCACACAAACAUAGGGGGCACGGUCCCCCACCCCCACCACCACCCGGCGAUGGCGGCGGCAGCGGCGGCGGCGGCGGCGGCCGGUCUCCACCCGGACGCGGACACCGAUCCGCGGGAGCUCGAGGCCUUCGCCGAGAGGUUCAAGCAGCGUCGUAUAAAGCUUGGCGUGACGCAGGCCGACGUCGGCAAGGCGUUGGCGAACCUGAAGCUCCCGGGCGUCGGGGCGUUGUCCCAGUCGACGAUAUGCAGGUUCGAGUCGCUGACCCUCUCCCACAACAACAUGAUCGCCCUGAAGCCGAUCCUCCAGGCGUGGCUCGAGGAGGCGGAGGCCCAGGCGAAGAACAAGCGGCGGGACCCGGACGCGCCGUCGGUGCUUCCGGCCGGCGAGAAGAAGCGGAAACGGACGAGCAUCGCCGCCCCCGAGAAGCGAUCCCUCGAGGCUUACUUUGCGGUGCAGCCACGCCCCUCGGGCGAGAAGAUAGCCGCGAUCGCGGAGAAGCUUGACCUCAAGAAGAACGUCGUUAGGGUCUGGUUCUGCAACCAGCGGCAGAAGCAGAAGCGCAUGAAGUUCGCCGCCCAGCAUUGACCCGAGGGCGGCUUGUGACAGCAAAACUGACUGUACCCGCCGCCCAGCCUUGAACCGAAGCCCGAACCCCUGAGCGAGUACCAGGGCUGGCCCUAGACUCGCGACACGGAGUUUCGGUGAUAGCUGACGGCGGGACCAUAGUCAAUUUGCCACAGGCCACGGCGAUCCUGUCCCAACCCAACCCUCGAGUAGCCCCGACUUUAUA
Diprion similis is the source of this 1538-nucleotide messenger RNA. RefSeq names its product inhibitory POU protein (gene acj6). The coding region runs from base 158 to 1333 and encodes 391 amino acids. Gene Ontology annotation, biological process: regulation of transcription by RNA polymerase II. Gene Ontology annotation, molecular function: RNA polymerase II cis-regulatory region sequence-specific DNA binding; DNA-binding transcription factor activity, RNA polymerase II-specific. Lineage: Eukaryota; Metazoa; Arthropoda; Insecta; Hymenoptera; Diprionidae. The transcript is spliced from 4 exons. The record is from RefSeq and is a predicted model, not a curated record.